ACUUUCAAAAGACCUAAUUAGUUAACCCAAAGUAUUUUAUUUUUUUUUUAAAGGAAGGUACUAAUUGUGUCUUGUUCCCUUGUUAUCCAAACUUAACUACUACUCCGUAGUAGAUUUGACUAAUUGAGUCAUCUGACCAAGUUGUUCAUCAUUUACCAACCUUUCAAUUAAAAAAAACCGAAGAUUAAUCCCAAUUUUAACGCCCCACUUCAGAAAAAAAAAAAGUGAAACGUGCCACCAUUACCGCCACCACCCCCUCCAAUUUCUGUUUGUGGGUAUUCUUAGAAAUGGCGAGAUUCUCCAUGAAUUCGAGAGAUGAAGACUCCGACUCCGAUCCCGACGACACACCUCUCAUCUUUCAUAACCCUAAAAGAACAAGAACUUCCCACACUUCUCCUGCCUCUUCUUCCUCUACCUUUAGUCCUUCCUCUUCUUCCUCUAACUCUGAUCAUCAACAAUCAUCACAACAUCAUUCUAAUUCCGCUUCUGCAGUCCCACCCACCAAUCCACCUGUCUCGGCACCCACCAACCCGCCUUCCUCGGCACCCACCAAGCCGCAUGUCUCGGCACCCAUCAAGUCGGCACCCACCAAGCCUCCUGCCUCCACUUCUGUUGUUCUAAGCGACCCGGAUGUCUUGGAUUGCCCCAUUUGCUUCAACCCAUUGACUGUUCCUGUUUUUCAGUGUUACAGUGGGCAUAUAGCAUGCUCCUCAUGCUGUGUCAGCCUUGUUGAUAAAAAAUGUCCCUCAUGCCGUGGGAUAAUUGGAAAUAUCCGAUGUCGGGCCAUUGAAAAGGUUAUUGAAUCAGUACAAGUAUCAUGCUGUUAUUUAGGGUACGGUUGCAAAAAGAGAGUCAGUUAUUAUAUAAAACAUGAGCAUGAGGAUAAGUGCACCUACGCACCAUGUAUGUGCCCUUUUCCUGACUGCCUCUUCCGGGGUUCACCUAUGAGACUUUCCAGCCACAUGUCUAAAGAGCAUGUUAAUUUUGUGACUCGCUUCCGUUACAACUCUGUCUUCACUGUAUCUCUGGGGACGGAUAAAAAAUUUCUUGUUCUUCAGGAAGAGAAAGAUGGCUUUCUGUUUAUCCUUAAUCAAGGAAACGCAAUAGCAGUUAGAUGCAUUGAUCCAAGUCCCUCAAAUGGAAGAUUUGCAUAUGAGCUUGUAUCAAGGGGAGGCACCUGCACCACCUCUCUUAAAUUUCAAUCUUUCACACAUUGUAUCACAAGGCAUUUCAAUGAUCCUCCUUCUGUAGAUUAUUUUCCGAUUCCUGAUUAUUUCUACCACAAUGGUAGAUCUGAUGGCUCCCUUAAGUUGGAAAUUUGCAUAUGGAAAGACGCCUCUCUUCCAGUCUUCAGCAGGGGCCUUUUAAAAUAACUGAGCUCAGUGGGUUAUCUGGCAGUGAAAGGGUGUUAACAGUUGGAACUUGCAAACAUGCUAAGAAUUUUCAAGUUUUGGAGCUUGCAAAACAGUUCUCCUGUCGGGCGGCCUCUGCUGUUUUUUUUUUUUUUUUUUUUUCUCUUCCUGUUAGGAAAUGGAUAUGUAUAUACUACCUCCGGAUCGUAUUUUAUGCAACUUUGAAAUUUUUAUAUCUCACAAAUAAUACACCAAAAUUGCAUAUAAUAUGAUCCGGAGGUAGUAUGCUAUAGUUAUGAAUCCUUCUAGAUCAAUGGAGAGACAGAAUGCUUGUCGUUUAUGUUCAUAUUUUGUAAUAAUUUAAUACGUUAAAGGCAUGUACUAUAUAAUAAGCCUGCACUGAAGAAAUUUGCGUCUUCAUUGUACUUAGCUGACAUUUUCUCCUGGUAGAUUCUCUUGUAAAGCUGUUUGAAUAUGUUUGGUA
Chenopodium quinoa (quinoa) is the source of this 1836-nucleotide messenger RNA. Its product is annotated as E3 ubiquitin-protein ligase SINA-like 10. The transcript has 3 exons. Gene Ontology annotation, molecular function: zinc ion binding. Bases 288 to 1373 code for a protein of 361 amino acids. The record is from RefSeq and is a predicted model, not a curated record. Lineage: Eukaryota; Viridiplantae; Streptophyta; Magnoliopsida; Caryophyllales; Amaranthaceae.